AUGGACCCAGCAUCAGAACCAAUCGAGCACCAGGAAGAGGAGCGUGCAGGUCCCGUAACCAUCCAGUCGCUGAGACCCAACAUCCUCCGAUACAUCUUCUCCUUCCUUUCCGUCCAACACUACGACUACCUCAACCACCGCAUCCGGACCAUCCACAACCACCUCGGCCCCGUCUCGCUCGUCUGCAAGUCAUGGAACGCCAUUGCCUCCCCACUCCUCUGGCAGGAACGGAACUUCCACGGCUGGAACGCAGGCGAACUACUCGAGACAUUCAUCCAACAGACUGAGAAUGCCGACUUUUCAUCGACUCACGAGUAUGGCGACUUUGUCAAGAGGAUCGAGAUCAUUGACUCACAUGACGUGGUCGAUAAGCAGAACGGUCAGUUCGUCAUCAAUUGGAUCACCCCCGAUGUCGUCCUCGCGCUGUCAGAACACUGUAGUAGACGACUCCGGGAUUUAACACUCGUCUUUGCGACAGGGCCUCAACUUUCAAACGAGGUCGAGGAGGGACUCAUCCCCUGGAAUGCCCUCGCCGAGGCCUGUCGUCGCCUGUCGAUGCUGACCCUGACCAAUUAUAUCUGCCCCGUCCUACCUGUCGGGAAUGGGCAUCCAUUCCACGUCUUUGCGACCCAUACCAACCCCCUGACUGAACUGGUCCUCAAGCGCUGCAAGAGCAUUCCUUCGGAAACUUUCCAACAACUGGCCCGGACCUGUGGGAAGGCACUGACAAAACUUGUUUUGCUCGAUUCGGACGACAAUCUGGGCGCGACCGAGAUGAUCGAGUUUGCAAAGCAUUGCCCUAACCUCCGCCACCUCAACGUCUCGUGGUUCGAAUCCUUUGAAGCCAAAUUCAACGAUGAAGCCUUGAUCGAACUGACGACGAAUUGUUUGCGACUAGAGUAUAUAUCGCUGCUGGACGCCAACCAGAUCUCGGACCUUUCAUUCCAGACCCUGGCCAAGCUCCGGUACCUCCGCAACCUUAUCCUCCCACGCGCAGGGACCACCGAGACCGGGAUGGCGUUCAGUCAAGAGUCUUUGAUUGCUGUCGCCAAAUCCUGCAGGCGAUUGGAGCAGUUGCAUUUGGUAGCCCCCGGAGCGACGUCGAGCAAGUUCUUUGAGGCGUUGUUGUUCUGCCCAAACUUGCAGGUGUUGGUGAUUGUCGAGUUGGCCCAGAGUCUGUUGAUGGACCAGCGGUUCAAGUCCUUGGGCCUUGCCAAGUACGUUGACCCCGAGACCACCGAGGGAUACAAGCUCGUCUGGCACAAGAAGACCUAG
This is a messenger RNA of Linnemannia hyalina, 1275 nucleotides long. The record is from the annotation of a GenBank genome assembly. NCBI's taxonomy places the organism in Eukaryota, Fungi, Mortierellomycota, Mortierellomycetes, Mortierellales, Mortierellaceae.